AUGGAACUCGAGCGCGAGGGGAUUAAGGGGGAGGAGAAAGGUAUGUGCUUGUCCGUGGUGGUGAAUAAAGCCUAUGAGUUGGAGGAAGAUAUUCUGGUCGAAAUUCUUUCUCGGCUGCCUGUGAAAAUUCUGUUUAAACUGAAGUUGGUCUGCAGACGUUGGAAUGCCAUGAUUUCAAGUCCCUAUCUAGCUUCUUUGCACCUCCAGAACUAUACAAACGGUCCAGCUGGCGAUGCCUCUCGGUCCCUCAUCAUUUACGAGUCUGAAAUUCGUAAUUAUCCCUUCUUAUAUGCUGAGCAGCUUUAUCCUGAUGCAGCAGAUGCAUCGCAAAUUCGGCUAUUGGAGAUCCCGCUGCCGGUGAUCACCGGACCCUGCAAUGGCAUAUUUUUGUUGGGCUCUCUCAUUAGGUGUUAUUUUUACUUGUGGAAUCCAGCAACAGGCACCUUUAGGGAUAUACCAUCCCCCAGAUACAGAAGAGCCAACCCGAUGCAAGACUUUGACUUUCAAGAUUGCUACUCAUGUGGGUUGGGGCUGGAUAAGACCGCUAAUGAUUUGAAGAUAGUUCUGAUUCGACACUUCACGCAUCCGAUUUCUUCUCACUUUACGGGCUCGAGCAGCUACUCCUCGCCAGAGUUCCCUUCACAAGUGUCGGUGUACACACUCGGGACUGAUUCUUGGAGAGAGUUGGAAGAUUUCACCCAGGAGGUUGACACACUUGAUUACAACGACUCUUGCAGGUAUUUGAAUGGGUUUGUGUUUUGGCUGUGUUCAUCUCCUGUUGCGGCACUGGCAUUCGACCUUGGGACGGAUGUUUUCCGGGUGAUAAAUGAUCCUGUAUCCGUCCCCUCUGUUGAAUGUUUUGAUAUUCCUCCCAAGCGACUUUCCCUGUACGGGAAUUCGGUUGCUUUAUUUAUUAUCCAGGAUGGUGGUGGUGGAUAUGAUAUGUGGUUAUUGAGUGAAGAUUGGUGCUGGGUCAAAUAUUUGGCUAUUACUCCAUUCGUUCCCAAGGAUAUGAUGGUGGUCGGGAAUUGGGGGGAGAAUCAGCUUAUCUUGGCUUCCAGAGUUCAAGAACCCGAAAAUUUUGAAUUCAUUUUAGAAAAU
Molecule: messenger RNA, 1101 nt
Organism: Linum tenue
Lineage: Eukaryota; Viridiplantae; Streptophyta; Magnoliopsida; Malpighiales; Linaceae
Source: the annotation of a GenBank genome assembly